Messenger RNA from Lathyrus oleraceus (garden pea), 1460 nucleotides. RefSeq names its product isocitrate dehydrogenase [NAD] catalytic subunit 5, mitochondrial. Gene Ontology annotation, cellular component: mitochondrion. The record is from RefSeq and is a predicted model, not a curated record. Lineage: Eukaryota; Viridiplantae; Streptophyta; Magnoliopsida; Fabales; Fabaceae. The transcript has 7 exons. Gene Ontology annotation, biological process: isocitrate metabolic process; tricarboxylic acid cycle. The coding region runs from base 109 to 1185 and encodes 358 amino acids. Gene Ontology annotation, molecular function: NAD binding; isocitrate dehydrogenase (NAD+) activity; magnesium ion binding.
UCUAUAUUUUAUAUUUAUGAAAGUGAAAAAUAUAUUAAUAAUUAAUCCUUGUAAACAAUUUAGUUUUCUGCGUUGCAUGUCCGAAUCAGGAACAUAGCGUGAUAAAGUAUGGCUUCUCAGAUCCUCAGACGAACACUCGGAAGCCGCUAUUUCGCAAACCAUAGGCCCUUCUCUUCCGUUUCAACUCCGAUCCGCGCCACUCUUUUCCCCGGCGAUGGUAUUGGUCCCGAGAUCGCCGAUUCCGUCAAACAGAUAUUCCAAGCUGCUGAAGCACCAAUAGAAUGGGAAGAGCACUAUGUAGGGACCGAAGUCGACCCUAGAACCCAGAGCUUUCUGACAUGGGAAAGUCUGGAAUCAGUUCGGCGGAAUAAGGUUGGCUUGAAAGGGCCAAUGGCCACCCCUAUUGGAAAAGGGCAUCGUUCAUUAAACCUUACUCUGAGAAAAGAACUAAAUUUAUAUGCCAAUGUUCGACCUUGCUACAGCCUUUCUGGAUACAAAACUCGAUAUGAUAAUGUUGAUCUCGUUACAAUCCGUGAAAAUACAGAAGGCGAGUAUAGUGGACUUGAACAUCAGGUUGUGAGGGGUGUAGUAGAAAGUAUUAAAAUUAUUACACGACAAGCAAGUACAAGGGUGGCUGAGUAUGCUUUUCACUACGCCAAAGCACAUGGAAGAAAGAGGGUGUCUGCUAUACACAAAGCCAAUAUUAUGCAAAAGACGGAUGGUCUUUUCCUCAAGUGUUGCCGUGAAGUUGCAGAGAAGUAUCCUGAUAUAAAGUAUGAGGAAGUUGUCAUUGACAAUUGCUGCAUGAUGCUUGUGAAGAAUCCUGCACUUUUCGAUGUACUGGUGAUGCCUAACCUGUAUGGCGAUAUAAUCAGCGAUCUCUGUGCUGGUUUGAUUGGGGGAUUGGGCUUGACACCAAGCAUUAACAUUGGUGGGGGAGGCAUUGCACUUGCUGAGGCUGUACAUGGUUCAGCACCUGAUAUCGCUGGAAAGAAUUUGGCAAAUCCAACAGCUUUGCUGCUGAGUUCUGUCUCAAUGUUGCGCCAUUUGGAUCUCCAUGACAACGCAGAUCGGAUUCAAAAUGCAAUCCUCAACACAAUUGCAGAAGGGAAGUACCGAACUGCCGAUCUUGGCGGCAUUUCAAAGACAACCGAAUUUACAAAAGCGAUUAUUGACCAUCUUUGAUUUUUUGAGUCAGCAAGAAUUUGUUGAUUAUGAUUUUGUGUCACUAAAUUUUUGCCACCAAAGACAAGGAACAGACAAACAUUCAAAUAUUUGUUGUCUAUCUGAUGGCAUUUGGAGGGGUUCCUUCAAAAUGCACAUCGAUUCAUAACCCUUGCUAGUCCAUUUUAGCAUUCAUUGUCAAUAAUAUAAAGGAUCAAAUGGUGUUUGCUAUUGUGAUUAUCACAUUUUAUUUAUUUAUUAUGCAAGAAGUUGUUUGCUUGCAUUAAUUUUGCAAA